This is a messenger RNA of Synchytrium microbalum, 2520 nucleotides long. RefSeq names its product glycerol-3-phosphate 1-O-acyltransferase. The coding region runs from base 1 to 2520 and encodes 839 amino acids. The record is from RefSeq and is a predicted model, not a curated record. Gene Ontology annotation, cellular component: mitochondrial membrane. The transcript is spliced from 10 exons. NCBI's taxonomy places the organism in Eukaryota, Fungi, Chytridiomycota, Chytridiomycetes, Synchytriales, Synchytriaceae.
AUGGAGCACUCCAAAAGUGGAGAGGAUUUCGACGUCACGAAUACUGAAGAUUUGGGCAGGUUUCGGAAGAACCCACUCAGCUUUAUGGUGAAGCUAACGGCAUCAAGUGCUCGUUUCUAUGAAGGAACUGACUGGAGGUCGUACGACAAGUAUAUUGGCAGUAAGAUCUUCUACCCACAAUACACGCAAAAUAUCAAAACCGAAUUAUUGGCUGCUCCAACUAUAAGAGCCAUGUCAGACAGUAUGGCCCGAAAGAACUUUUUAGCACAAUCUGAAGAGGCCAGGAAGAAGAAGGGCAAACGUUUGGAGGACUUGCAAGCUGCACAGUGGAAGUAUGUAAACAAGAUUGUGGACAAUAUGACUGCUCAGAUGGAAUCAAAGAGCUUAAUCAGAUUCAUGGCAUUCAUUAUGAACAAUCUCGUCGUACGUCUCUAUAAUCAAGGCGUACAUAUUCGGCAGGAUGAGUUUGUUGCUCUUCGAGAAGCCGCUUUGAAAGCCCAAAAGGAGAAUGUGUCGUUGAUAUUUCUGCCAUGCCAUAGAAGCCAUAUAGAUUACCUGACAAUAUCAUACAUUCUAUUUCGACUGGGUAUCGGAUUACCCGCAAUAGCAGCAGGAGACAAUUUAAACAUACCGAUUAUUGGAAAGCUACUUCAGCAAUGUGGUGCCUUUUAUAUACGAAGAACUUGGGGAGAUGACGUUCUUUAUACGACCAUCAUGAGAGAGUAUAUGGAUACGCUUCUUCGACAAGGUCAUAAUAUAGAGUUUUUCAUAGAAGGAACUAGAUCCAGAACUGGAAAGAUGCUACAACCCAAGCUAGGCAUGCUCAAGCUAAUAUUUGAGCCAAUUUUGUUGGGCAGAGUCAAGGAUGCGAUUAUCGUGCCGAUGAGUAUUGGUUAUGACAAGGUGAUUGAAUCAGAAUCUUAUGUGAAUGAGCUGCUUGGAACUCCGAAAGAAAAAGAAUCACUCUUCCAGGUCAUGAAUUCAGCCUCUGUACUGGGGCUUCAAUUUGGACGUAUAGACAUUAGAUUUGCCAAGCCGUACUCCCUCAAAGAGUACAUUCAAACACAAGUUGAGCGCCGUGGGCCCUCAUUCGAUCCCAUUACCAUUCCUCAAAACCGAAAUACUUUACUGCAAGCACUUGGAUACCAGGUUUUAUCUGACAUAAACAGCGUCGGUGUCAUAAUGCCCACUGCUCUCGUAGGCACUGUCCUUCUGACGCUGAGAGGUCGUGGUGUUGGACGUGAUGAUUUGAUUAGACGUGUUAACUGGCUGAUAGCAGAGAUUGAGAAGAGAGGAGGCAACGUAGCGGACUUUGAUGGCAAGAGUACAGGGCAGAUCGUCGAUCGAACUAUUCCUCAACUCAAGGACCUCAUAGGCCAAAGGACAGAUCUGAUAGAGCCGGUCUUUUUUGCUGUCCGUAGAUUCGAACUCUCCCUUUAUCGAAACCAAGUGAUUCACUUGUUUAUCGGAGAAUGCAUUCUUGCUGCUGCAUUGUAUUCAAGCGUGAAAAGUGACCGAGCAGCCAGAGUAGUCAUUCGCCCUCAAUUAUACGAGGACUCUGUAUUCUUAUCAUCGCUGUUGAAGAACGAGUUCGUCUAUGGACCUCAAGGAUUUGAAAGCAACUUUGACGAGACUGUGCGAGAGCUCUCAGACGCAAACGUAACGUCUGUCGUGGAAGUACCGCCUGCUCAUGGCUCUGAAACAAUGGAGAUGCAAAAGGCAUUGAUGUUGAGUGAAGAAGAACGAAGAAUCGGAAGAGAGAACUUUGACUUCUACUGUUUCUUGAUAUGGCCAUUCAUCGAAACGUAUUGGCUUGCAGCUAUAUCCCUGUUCUCCCUAAUGCCAGAGAGUCCAGUACAGCCUUCACCGUCUGGAAACGAUCUAGCGCCGGACGCAUGGGUGCCCGAAACAGUAUUCAUGAAUAGAGUAAUGUUCUUUGGAAGAACUAUCUAUUAUGAAGGUGACAUGUCAUACUUUGAAUCCGUAAACAAGGAAACACUGAAAAAUGCCUUUACGCGUCUCACCCAAAUGGGACUGAUACUGACAUAUACUGGUAUAAGCCCGCCAAAUAGUGACAACGCAGCAAGCUUCAAACCCAAUGCUAAAACAGUCUGGUGGGCACUAGCUCCAGAAUGGUGCGCCACUGGACUACCUGCACCACCGCCUCUCCCAGUUCGUGUAGCUGGAAAAGCACAAUCAAAAACAGAUGAUAAUGGUAUUAACAGUGAUGAGGCCAUCUCAUUCAAGCAAUGGAGGGCAUUCAGGCCAGACGGUAAACUAUGGGAUAUGUGUGAACGUAUAGGGUCGUUUAGAAGGGAGGGGAAGAACCGGCGUGAUACAGCAACUGUGUCAAACCGGGUUAUACGGCUUGCUAGAAUAACGCAUAUGUGGACAGAAGUGAAGGGUGAUAGUGUUUCAAUGAAGGCUAAACUGGAAGAGCUACAACCACACAUGCUGCGCAUCCCCUUGGGUGAAAUCGAAGGAGUCAAAAGAAGCGCCCGACUGCGAGGUAAAUUGUGA